Molecule: messenger RNA, 377 nt
Organism: Trichogramma pretiosum
Lineage: Eukaryota; Metazoa; Arthropoda; Insecta; Hymenoptera; Trichogrammatidae
Exons: 2
Coding region: 101-307 (68 amino acids)
Molecular function (GO): protein binding
Source: RefSeq, a predicted model, not a curated record
UGCGUUGUAGUUGUACGAAAUAAUUAUUUACACUCAGUGUUCUUCAACUAAUCAGAAAGAAAAGAACGUUUUUAAUUGUGAGAAUCAAUAAAACAUCAAAAUGAACAAAAUAGUGAUUGGAAUUUUCAUCAUGUCCAUGAUUAUUGUUACGCUCGGACAACAACCUUGUCUAUGUCCAAAAAAUCUAGAUAUAGUUUGCGAUCAGUUUGGAAAGAAAUAUCUCAAUCCAUGUUUGUUCCAAUGCGAACUUAAAACGAGAAAUUCAGCUAUUAUCAGACGAUCAUGUUCAGAUUUUAAUAACGUUUGAAAAUGAUUAGUUUGCAAGAAAAAUUUUCCAAUACUUUUUGUAAAUCCUGGAAUUAUGUAUAAAUUCUAAA